CUCUCAACUCCGAGAAACAAAUAGAAGAAGACAGUUAAUCUCAGUAAAUUUCCCAGCCUUUCUUCUCACUAACAUUUCUCCGGCGCCGCAGUUGCUAUUCUAUUCUGUUACAAGGGUCACUUAUAUUUGUUACCGAAUAUUUCCUACAUGGGCAACGUCAUUGAAUCGUUUGCUUCUGGAUUCGGAAAAGUUGUUGCAAAUAUUUUCAGUUCUCCACUUGAAUUUCUUUCCGGAAAGUCUUGUAGCUCUGUAUGUGGACCAACGUGGGAUCUCUUUUGUUAUAUUGAAAAUUUCUGUGUUGCUAAUCUAUUGAGGCUAGGAGUGGUAUUUGUUCUAUUGUACAUUGUUUUGUUGUUCUUGUAUCUGCUGCAUAAAUUGGGCAUAUGUGGAUGUCUUUGUCAUUCUGCUUGCAAAAUGAUAUGGGCAUGUUUCUCUUGUUGUUUUCACUUUUGGGAGUAUUCAUGCACUUUCUUAUGUGUUAAACUACACAAUGUCAAGAGGAGGAGAAGAAGAAAGGUCAGAAUGGGAAUGAAUCAAAACUUCUACGCUACAACUGGAGAAGAAUACAUUGAUGAGAGCCUGUCAUACCAUUUUCAACCACCUGCAGAAUUUAGCAGAUCGUUUUCACGUCGAAGGAGAGACUUUAAAGGAUCACACUUAAGAAAGUCUUUGAAGCCUAGGAGAGGUCAUGCUCAAGUUGAAAUUAGUAGAGAUCUUAGUUAUAAAAAUAAAGGAAAUCAUAGUAGUAGAGAUCCUAGUCACAGAGGUAAUGUCAUUAAGCAUGGUAAUUUCAAAAGUACAGUACAUGAUAUUAAGAUAACACGUACAUCAAAGUUUGCCAGAAAAGGUAUGAAUAAUAGGAAAAGGGUUAUUAGAGUGAAAAGGAAGUAGAAUAUUUCAGAGGUUAUGUAUGUUAUUAACCACUAUAUAAUGUUUGCUUGUAUUUAAACACAUUUUUUAUUUC
Messenger RNA from Cicer arietinum (chickpea), 964 nucleotides. RefSeq lists its product as uncharacterized. The record is from RefSeq and is a predicted model, not a curated record. NCBI's taxonomy places the organism in Eukaryota, Viridiplantae, Streptophyta, Magnoliopsida, Fabales, Fabaceae.